Molecule: messenger RNA, 1085 nt
Organism: Nicrophorus vespilloides
Lineage: Eukaryota; Metazoa; Arthropoda; Insecta; Coleoptera; Silphidae
Product: SOX domain-containing protein dichaete-like
Exons: 1
Coding region: 206-940 (244 amino acids)
Biological process (GO): cell differentiation; anatomical structure morphogenesis; regulation of DNA-templated transcription
Molecular function (GO): RNA polymerase II cis-regulatory region sequence-specific DNA binding; DNA-binding transcription factor activity, RNA polymerase II-specific
Source: RefSeq, a predicted model, not a curated record
GCUUAUAGUCAGUCAUCAGUCGGCAGUUUAGUUGUGAAGGUGACCUAGAGCUAAAGCAACAAAAAAGAGUAAUAUAUAUCUAGAAUCAUUCGAAAAGAAUACAGUGAAUUGCAAGUAUACGUCUACUCGUAUAACACUUGAAUUGAAUUUUUUUUGUUAUAUAUAUAUAUAAAAGUGGUGAAAGGAAAAUACAUUAGACAGAAACAUGGCUAAUAUGUACAAUUUCCCCGGUAGUAUGUUGGAAGAUUAUCAUCCGGCGCCGAGUGUGGUGGUGGCCCCGGUUGUUCCCAGUGAAGGACACAUCAAGAGGCCAAUGAACGCUUUCAUGGUCUGGUCCAGGAUACAGCGCAGGAAGAUCGCAUUGGACAAUCCGAAGAUGCACAACUCAGAGAUUUCGAAACGUUUGGGUGCCGAGUGGAAGCUGCUCACGGAGCAACAGAAGAGACCGUUCAUCGAUGAGGCUAAAAGGUUGAGAGCAGUGCACAUGAAGGAGCAUCCCGAUUACAAGUACAGACCGAGGAGGAAACCUAAAGGUCCGGUGCCGCCUACGAUCAAACCGAACGUCGCGUUCCACAAUAUGAACAUGAACAUGAAUAUGAACAUGAACAUGGGAAUGAACCCGAUGCCACCGUACUUCCCAUCAUUCGAAGUACCGCACGGUUAUCCGUACUUCAAUCCGGCUUUCGAUAUCUCCCGCAUCGCUCCUCCGUCGGAGAAGAGCCCGACCGGCGGACAGAGUGCCGUCGUCACAUCGCUGCACUCCAACUUCUUGAACACGAUCUACCACAACCAGCAGAAGCAAUUCCCGUCUCCACCUCUGAACAUGUACCCGGCGAUAUCACCGCAGCAGAUGAUGUAUUCCGCCAGCUCCAGCCCCGGUUCAAGUCCUAGCUCAUCGGGUGAUUUAGAGAUUAGGAGACCUGUGCCCGUUAUGUAUUGAUCGCGUUCAUAAGUGUUCGUAUUACCAUGUCUCAAAUGUACAAUUUUUUUUCUCUGUGAUUCUCACGCAUUCGGUUUCGUUUGUUCGUUUUACUUUAUAUAAUUAGUUUUAUUUUAUUUUUUUUCAUUAUUAUUUUUUUUUUGGA